AAAGAUCACAGAUUUCCCAGACUGCAAGAAAAAAUAUGGAAUGUGCUGUGCCACUGACUGAACGUGACCAAAUGAACUGUACUGACAGUAGUUUAAAAACCAGCGGUUAACAUUUUCUUCAGACUUCAGCAUUGUCCAGCACUUUUCAGAGCAGACUCACUGUUUACAAGAACUCUUGGCCUCCCAAAGUUACAACCUCAAAUUUUGUUUAUUUAAAAUAUUUCUGUGAAAGAAAAGUACCCCCAGAGUCCAUCUUCCAAAAUGGCCAUGGAUGGGUAUCUGUGGAUGGUCAUUUUGGGUUUUAUUAUUGCUUUCAUCCUGGCAUUUUCAGUUGGUGCAAAUGACGUGGCCAACUCCUUUGGAACCGCGGUGGGCUCUGGUGUGGUGACCUUGAGACAGGCAUGCAUUUUGGCGUCAAUAUUUGAAACCACUGGCUCUGUCCUAUUGGGAGCGAAAGUAGGAGAGACUAUCCGGAAAGGCAUCAUUGACGUAAACCACUACAACAAGACGGUGGAGACACUGAUGGCUGGGGAAGUGAGUGCCAUGGUCGGUUCAGCUGUUUGGCAGUUGAUCGCAUCGUUCCUGAGGCUCCCGAUCUCAGGGACUCACUGCAUAGUCGGCUCCACCAUAGGAUUCUCACUUGUGGCCAUUGGUACAAAAGGCGUGCAGUGGAUGGAACUGGUCAAGAUUGUUGCCUCCUGGUUUAUAUCCCCGCUCCUCUCUGGCUUCAUGUCUGGUGUGCUGUUUGUACUAAUUAGAAUGUUCAUCUUAACAAAGGAGGACCCUGUUCCGAAUGGUCUGCGGGCACUCCCUCUGUUCUACGCUGCAACUAUUGCAAUAAAUGUCUUUUCCAUCAUGUACACAGGAGCACCAGUGCUGGGUCUGUCGCUGCCUGUGUGGGCCAUAGCGCUCAUUUCCUUCGGCGUCGCUCUGCUCUUCGCCUUCUUUGUGUGGCUGUUCGUGUGUCCAUGGAUGAAGAGGAAAAUAGCAGGCAAAUUAGAAAAGGAGAGCGCUUUGUCCCGCACCUCUGACGAAAGCCUCAGGAAAGUCCAGGAAGCAGAGUCCCCCGUCUUUAAGGAGCUCCCUGGUGCCAAAGCCAGUGAUGACAGCGCUGUCCCCCUCACUAGCCUGGCUGGGGAGGUUGUCGGGGCCUCAGAAGGCACAUCAACAGGGAACCACCCCAGGGUUUCCUAUGGACGGGCACUUUCCAUGACACAUGGCUCUGCCAAGUCACCCAUCUCCAAUGGCACGUUCGGCUUUGAGGGUCACAUGAGGAAUGAUGGUCAUGUUUAUCACACUGUACACAAAGACUCGGGGCUCUACAAAGACUUGCUGCACAAAAUCCAUGUAGACAAGGGCUCUGAGGAGAAGCCAGCUCAGGAAAACAACUACAGGCUGCUUCGGAGGAACAACAGCUACACCUGCUACACGGCGGCGAUCUGUGGCAUGCCAGUGCACACCACCUUCAGAGCCACGGACGCCUCUUCUGCCCCCGAGGACAGUGAGAAGCUAGUGGGCGACACCGUGUCCUAUUCCAAGAAGAGGCUUCGUUACGACAGCUACUCCAGCUACUGCAACGCGGUAGCGGAGGCGGAGAUUGAGGCUGAAGAGGGUGGUGUGGAAAUGAGGCUGGCCUCGGAGCUGGCUGAUCCCGACCAGCCUCACGAGGACCCCACGGAAGAAGAGAAGGAGGAGAAGGACACUGCAGAGGUGCACCUGCUGUUCCACUUCCUACAGGUCCUCACCGCCUGCUUUGGGUCCUUUGCUCACGGUGGCAAUGACGUGAGCAAUGCUAUUGGCCCCCUCGUGGCUCUGUGGCUGAUCUACGAGCAAGGUGGAGUUAUGCAAGAAGCUGCUACUCCAGUCUGGCUGCUCUUCUAUGGAGGAGUCGGGAUUUGUACCGGUCUCUGGGUUUGGGGGAGAAGAGUGAUACAGACCAUGGGGAGGGACCUCACUCCAAUCACACCGUCCAGUGGCUUCACUAUUGAGCUGGCCUCUGCCUUCACCGUGGUGAUCGCCUCCAACAUUGGACUUCCUGUCAGCACCACCCACUGCAAGGUGGGCUCAGUGGUAGCUGUGGGCUGGAUACGCUCCCGGAAGGCUGUGGACUGGCACCUCUUCAGGAACAUAUUUGUGGCGUGGUUCGUGACUGUUCCCGUGGCUGGGUUAUUCAGCGCUGCUAUCAUGGCUCUCCUCAUGUAUGGAAUCCUUCCAUACGUGUGACUGGGUUUCUUCCAGUCGGUAAAUGGCUUUGGAGAUAGUCUAACAUGGGCAUCAGCAUCCACACACACCCCACCCCUACUCUCUGACACAUACACAUCCUCCCACGUACCUUCCCGAUGGUUUCAUGCCACACUGCUUACCCAGGCCACAGAAGUCCAUCUUCCAGAGUUACCCUAACUACUGUACAUAGUGGUACACAUCAAGCUGAUAUCGUGACGACAUACUGUGGUGCAUUUACUUAUAUUAAACAUAUACUGUGUACCUAGCAUAGGUAGCAUCUAUUUCAAACAGACUCAGAAAGUGGAGAGUAUUGCCUAGGAUGCAAUCUUCUGUUAACUGUAUAUAAUGAUUUCAGCGGCAGCAAGUGUAGAUUAUAAAAUCCUUUUUUAAACACACUGUAAUAUAAGUGAGAUGCAGUAUACUUAAUUCAAACUCGGGCAAGUUCUCGGGCCCCUGUGUGAUUGCAUAAUGCUGGGUCAGGUGUUCACAAGUGCUUUCUCUGAAGAAUGUGUUCAUGAGCUGUGUACGAGGUACUGUGUGAUGCAUCACAGUUGCUUCUGUAAAUACUUAAACUGUAACUUUAAUGGUAUGCUUCCCUUAUACUUUUUUGAUUGGAGAAUUUUGGAAAGUACCAAAGAAAUAGGGGAUAAAUUGCCAGUAUUAUAUCUUCAUGUUGUUCGUUUCCCUUCCCACUGGCCACUACAGUGAACCUGGUCUAUCAGCCAGGCAAGCUCGUAACUCAGCCCGAGCAGUGUGUGUGGUUGGAAGCACCAGCCACCCACCAGCAGCAGCCACACCGCUGCCACACCAGGCCCAGGUGGGCUUGUGGCCUUCAUUGUCACCAGCGUGGAUAACUUACAGCAAUGGGGGUGUAUAAUUAAACACUACGUACAUAUCAAGUCCAAUUCCAGUGCCCCUCCCCGUUCUGCCCUGUGGCCUGAAAAGUAGAAUUCAUGCCAUAAACAUCUUGAUGGGCUUGGAUGCUACGAAGCUCAGGGCUGAGCGGGAAUGUUGGACAGGACACUGGGCUUGGGCAUCUUUGAGGCCUUUACUAUGUAGAACAACCGGUUCUCUUCAGAGCCAGUGUUCUCUUCUGACAGUGGGAGAGAGUCAGUGUGACUAAAAUGUUAAGAGCCUGAAACCAUGGAAAUGCUGCUAAUAUUUUUAUAUUGACACACAUUUUCACGGUACUUCAUUGUAAUUUUUUCAUUAAUCAACCAUAUUAAAUUUAUAAUAAAAAAGUACCCCUCAAAACUUUACUCCUGAAGUCUU
This is a messenger RNA of Acomys russatus (golden spiny mouse), 3495 nucleotides long. It is a transcript of the gene Slc20a2, whose product is annotated as solute carrier family 20 member 2. Gene Ontology annotation, molecular function: phosphate transmembrane transporter activity. NCBI's taxonomy places the organism in Eukaryota, Metazoa, Chordata, Mammalia, Rodentia, Muridae. Gene Ontology annotation, cellular component: membrane. Gene Ontology annotation, biological process: phosphate ion transmembrane transport. The record is from RefSeq and is a predicted model, not a curated record. The coding region runs from base 262 to 2223 and encodes 653 amino acids. The transcript is spliced from 10 exons.